AUGUGUCCAACGAUUCAGAAAGAUAUAGUGAACUGUUUUGCAGAAGAGCUAGUUAAAUCUGUUAUUGAAGAAAUGGGUCAUGAUGUUUUUGGCUUAUUGGUGGAUGAAUCAGCGGAUGUUUCAGAUAAAGAACAAAUGGCAGUGGUGUUUCGUUUUGUUGAUAAAAGAGGGAUGGUCAAAGAAAGAUUCAUGAGUAUUACACAUGUGAGUGAUACAGCUUCAUCAUCUUUGAAAGCUGCGAUUGAUUCUUUGUUUGCAAAAUAUGGAUUGAGCAUAAAAAAGGUGAGAGGACAAGGUUAUGAUGGGGCUAGCAAUAUGAGAGUGCUUGAAUACAUUGAGAUUGAAGGUGCAGAAGACUUGAAAAGAAGUCAAGCAUGUGGUCUCCUCAAGACUAACGGAAACUUGUCCAUGGUGCUACAAAGAAGAGAUCAAGAUAUUUUAAAUGCUAUGGAUUUGGUAAACUCAACUAAAAGACAGCUUCAAAAGUUUAGAGAUGAUGGUUGGAAUUCUCUCAUGAAUAGAGUUUCUUCUUUUUGUGAGGAACAUGAUAUUGAAAAGGUUGACAUGGAGAAAGAUUUUGUUGACUCAAGAAGACCAAGAAAUAAAAAAACAGGAGUUUCAAAUAUGCAUCACUACAAGGUCAAUUGCCUAUUUGCUGUUUUGGAUUUGCAGCUCCAGGAGUUCAACGAUCGUUUUAAUGAGGUGAACACUGAAUUGCUUAUUUGUGCUUCUUCUUUAUCUCCCAUUGAUUCGUUCACUGAGUUUGACCACUCAAAGUUUAUGAGGUUAUCUAAGUUCUAUCCAGACGAUUUUACUCAUGGGGAGUACAUAUCUCUUGAACAAGAAUUAGAUAUCUACAUUGAUAAUGUUCGAAAUGAUGAAAGAUUUACUCAUUUGAAGUGUCUUGGAGAACUUGCUCGUAUGUUGGUGGAAACUCGAAAAAACAUGUCACAUCCUUUGGUGUAUAGGCUGUUGAAGUUGGUUUUGAUUUUGCAUGUUGCUACUGCAACUGUUGAGAGAUGUUUUUCAGCGAUGAAGAUUGUGAAGAGUCAUCGACGCAAUCGGAUUGGAGAUCAAUUUUUGAAUGAUUGUUUAGUUUGUUUCAUCGAAAAAGUUGUAUUUUUAUCUAUUACAAAUGAAACUGUGAUGAAGAGAUUUCAGGAUAUGAAAACUCGUAGAGUGGUUUUGUAA
This is a messenger RNA of Camelina sativa (false flax), 1191 nucleotides long. Lineage: Eukaryota; Viridiplantae; Streptophyta; Magnoliopsida; Brassicales; Brassicaceae. The record is from RefSeq and is a predicted model, not a curated record.